AAAAUGGCCGCGGUCAAGUCCGACAUUGGCGCAUCGUUUUGCAAAGUGCGCUACUGUUUAAAUUACAGGCAUUUGUUUCUAACCUGUCUCUGAUCGGUGGCGCCGUCAAAGCAGCGACUUGCAAACAACGUGCGGCGAAGUCCACUAUGUCAGGGAAGGAAGGUGGAUCAUUGGUGAAAUCUUUAAUGUAAGCAAUGUGUGCGCCUCUCAGGUUUAUUACGCACGGUAGUAUUUUGAUGAAAUGACAAGUGCGUGCAAUUGUGGCACUCGGUUGACGGGUAGUUCGAUUGGUGAGAGAGAAAAGUGAUUAAAACAAAUGAUACCGUGGACGUUAUGAAUUUUAAACGGAAGUUGUUACCGCAGUGUUAUUCGUACUUUUACCAAUGAAGAAACCUCGGUAAAUUGCACAAUAUGCCCGAUUGUACUGAUUAUGUUGGAGCAACCGAUGACGACUGGAUGCGAGAACCUAUUCAGUUCCGUCAUGAUUUUUUAGCCUUUCAUUCACAAUAUUCAUGUGAUUUAUGAGAUUGUGCGUGGAAAGAGACCGCCUUCGGGAGCGGGAGCGGCAGGCACGUGCUCAGAUGUCCUCACAAGUGGCCGAAAGAGAUAGAGAACAGGAGGUCCCUGGAGCACCGCUCUUCGGAGCACCUGUCAGGGUAAACCCGUCCUCUGCCGAUCGAGUAACGCAGCAAAUCCAAAGCAAGCUAGGGGACUUCCAGAAAGUAAAACCGUUCUUCGACGACUCGAAAAGGCUCAUCGGAGUCGACGGCGUUCCUCCAAGUCCGGGCGGUCCGCUUACGGCCGCCGCCAAUUUACCAUCGGGAACCUCUCGACCUUCGUUAAAUUCCAAUUUGGUGCUACCCUCGACGAGGCCCCCUCCCCCGCCGCCGCCGACGACGAACAACGGCAGCGCGCGGUCCGAAUUCAAGAAGCCGCCGCAGAACAACGCGAGACCGCCGCACCAUCCUCAUCCGAGGAGGGACUUUACCAAACCCAACGAUGGUAAGCCUCCUUACGAGGGUCGCGGCGGAUAUCCGGGGCAGCCGAUCAAGCCGGUCAGUUCGAUUAGCAAUCAUCGAUCGAAUGGUAUCGUGCCAAUAAAACCGCCGCCGCCGCCACCGCAACAGUCGUCAUCCUCUUCGUCUACCUCUAGUUUAAAUUCGUCGUCGAAUUCGAGAAUACACGGUGCAAGUCGGAAUUUACCUAGGAUUUCUAUUGAACAGGGUGCUGCUAACGUUUCAAGGGACUCGAACGGAUCUCAAAAAGUAGAAAGUAUAUUUAAGGAAAUGAUUGACGUACCGACGCCUCUGACAGCAAUCGCUGCAACUCCUCGCAUCGAACCGGAUUGCAAAUUUUCCUUCAAUCCGACGACGACGCAACCGAAAUUGACGGAGGCGUCAUCACUGCAAGGCACACCGAAGCGACGAGAACGUCAGUCCGUCCCUCGGCAGCAGUCGGAACUUUGCGAUGAUCUUAAUAUAUCCGAUACAGAUGAUAGUGAAGAUGAGAAAAAUUUACCACCACCAACAUCUUCGCAAGUACCUUCCAAUUUACAUGUAGUGGAAAAAUUGGUAUCACCAAUUGCCGCAACACCUGCUAGCAAUCCUGUGAUGGAACGUCCUCCAGAGCCCAUAUCUCGUAUCUCGGCCGCUGCAAGUUCCACAAGCGAUUCGGGCUCUGAUUCAGAAUCUGACAGCGAUUCUAGUAGUGAUGGUACUGGCGAAGAAACCAUAACGACUUCCAACGCGCGCGUCUCUCCCGUACCAUCAUCAGCAAAUCCUCCACAUAUCUCGCCAAAGCCGGAAGAAGAAGCGAAACCGCGGUGGAAUUUGGCAUCGUAUUUAGACCAAAAUGGGGCCAAAGCGGAAACGCAGCAAUCCCCGCGUAUUCAGUCGCCAUUUCAAAGUUCAUCUCACAAUCUGUCUCUAAGUUCAUCUAACAUCCGAAGGAACUGUAGUGAUGAUUCGGACUCGAGUGAUUCAACGAAAGAUCUGGAUAGUAUCGUUGCGGAAGCUUUCGCGUCUAAACCUCCCGCGCCUUUAUUGUCUAGCUUUUCGGAAUCGGACGGCAGUGUUAAAACGAAAAGCCCCAAAAGACGUAAGCGACCAGUGUCUUCAGUUACCAAUAUGUCGGACAGUGAUAGUGAUGACGAUCAUCGGGCGGUUACCAAAAUUCCUAAACCCGUCAAUCGCGCAAGUCCGAGACCCAAAUCCGCGUGUAGCGAUUCCGACCCGGAACCGAAUCACUUUAUACGUGCUUCCAACGGCGACUUAAGCAAGCGGCUGGUAUCGCCCAAUAUAAAAAAGCCCGAACCAGGUAAUCAAAAACCAAAAUCAAACAGAGGUCGUCCUCGAAAGAACAAACUACGGUCUCUUAGCGGUUCCGAUGGUGAAGUACGGGUAAAGAAGCGCGGACGGCCUCCCAAUAGCCAUAAGACUAAAACGUUAAGCGGGUCAGAAAACGAAAAUCCGGUCAGGAAAAGGGGCCGGCCUCCGAAACGUCCCCCUUCGCCGAGCAGCUCGGAGGACGAAAGAAAACCGUCCGUCUUCGACAAACCCUUACCACCACGAAGGCGGACGAUUUCCAAACGAGAUAUGUCCAUCAGUGAUUCCGACAACGAUAGGUUACCCAGUCACAAAGAACCGCCUCGUCCAAAUAAGCUCAAACCCAAAAGCGAAGAUAAGGAGCGCAACAAAAAUAAAGACGAUUCGGACGACGAAUGGGGCAAAAUGAACAAAAACAAAAUCGGCGCCCAUUUAAUGGAUAGAAGUCGCGAGAGAAGUAAUAGUUUAGUGAAGGAUGGUAAGCAAAAGAGGGCCACAGAUUCACCUAAGAAAAAAGAGACAGUUGUUCCAUUUCGAAGGAAAGGUCGGACAAAUUCGAUGAUGAAAAGUGCUCCUUACUUACCUACCACAACCGAUACCGAUAGUAGCGACUCCGAUCGGGCGCCCGCCAAAAAGCCUUCCGUACCCGUUCCUCCACGAAAUCGCAGCCGAUCGUCUAGCUCCGACAGUGAUGUCAUUAGCAACCGAGAUGAUAGAUCUUCGGAUAGUGACCAUUUGGCUCGGACUCUCGUAAACAGUAACAAGGUGGAGAGUCCGGUUAAAGUCGAUACUGGAGGCAAGUCCAUUCAGGACAAGAAGAAGAGCGACACCCUUCGAAAAUUGUUUACACCUAAACGAGAUUCGGAAGGUGGAAAAGGAGGAGGCAAGGGGGGUGGUAAAGGUGGUGCUAAAGGAGGUAAAGGCGGUAAGGGUAAGGGGGGCGUUAAUGUUAUUGUUGUGGAUGGCGAUUACGAACGUAGCAGCUCGUCCGUGGAGGAUGAGGCAAUGCCUACUGUGUCAAACCCCACACUCUUGUCGCCGAUUCCCAGCCAUGACGCAAAAGGUGUUACGCCACGUCCUCGUUCUGUUAGUGAAAUUCCUAAGACUGAGUUACCAGUUAGCGAAAGUGCUAAGUUUGAAAGAGAUAGUGUAUUAGUGAGAAUUGACUGGAAUAGAAUAGAUUUAAGUCAUUUAAGACAUAUACCAAAAUUAGGUAAAAGACAAUCUGAGGAGCUUCGGCAACGCGCUGACUUGGCAGACACAAGGCAAAAUGAUGCGAAACCUAAGACUGACCCUUAUAGUUCCCCAAUUGAAAUAAAGUGUUCCACGUAUUCGGAGGUUGUAAAUAAAAGUAAAAGUGACAGAACUAGCCUUAUUGUAAACGAGAGUGAUAGUGAUUUAGGAACUCGAAGACCAGUUUGGAAAAAGGAGCCAGAUUGUUCGAAUCAAAGUCAAUCAAACUCCAGUAACAAGCGUAAAAGGCUUAAUAGCUGUAGUUCGAUAUCUUCACUGUCUACAGUGAGUAGUAUAUCACAUAGUAGUAGUAGAAGGAAGGAGCAUAGGAAAGAGAAAGGUCAUCACAAGAGCAAAAGGCGGAAAGACGAGCUGGAAAGUUCGCAAAGAUCUCAUGUCGACAGUGACAAUCUAACAGAUGUUCCACCCACAAAUCACGAAAGGAAAGGACCGAGAACGCCACCUAUGCCGUCACCCGCUGAACGUAACUGUGGUAAUUGGUCUCAGCCCGUCAGGGAGUAUCAUUCGUACUUUGAAAGGGUCGAUGAACCUUCCGAAGAUGAGGAAAGAGACCAAAAUCGGUACCUGAGCGAAGCAAAGAGGUUAAAGCAUUUGGCUGACAAAGAGCCGGACACAAUAAAGCAGUGUAUGCUAUACCUGGAAGCGGUUCUUUACUUCCUGUUAACUGGAAACGCUAUGGAACGGGAAAGUCUAAGUGAAAAAGCUGCCUUUACUAUGUACAAAGAUACCCUUUGCCUUAUAAAAUAUAUUUCAUCAAAAUUUCGGAGUCAACAAAACUCAUCGUCGGUACAUACAAAAUUAGCGGUCUUAAGUUAUCGAUGCGUGGCUCUGAUAUACUACAAAUUGUUCAAGUUGAAGAAGUACGAGAUGAAAGAGAAUCAAAAGCUCAUUAACGAUUAUUUCACGAAGUCUGCAAAUAUGGCACCAAUCCAAUCGGACCAAAUUAAUCACGCCCUCGGAGGUCAGGGCACACCUUCCCCGUUAUCGCCGACGCCGUCGCCCGCCGGUUCCGUCGCCUCGGUCGGUAGUCAGUCUUCUGGUUACAGUAGCGGAGAGUUGGCGGUGCGCGCGAAUACUACGGUGCCUACGACAGUACCGACGCCGCCGACACCUUGCAUGUUGAUGCCCGUACACGUUUAUACGGCGGUGUCAAAGCAAAAUGAAAAUUUUUCAUAUCUAUUUUCGUAUCAAGACCUGUGGGACCAGGCCGAUGCUUUGGUUAUAAAAGGCAAACAAAGGGAUUUUUUCAUAGAAUUAGACAGACAUUGCAAGCCCUUGACGUUGCACAGUUCUCUAAUAGACUUGGUAAAAUACGUUCGAGCAGGAAUAAAAAGGCUCAAAGAAAAAGUAUAAUCCAAUUUUACACUAUUUAAGUGAUAAAGGUAUGCCAAAGAAUGGACCGAGUCAAUUUAUACGUCAAUGGAUUGAGCAUGCAAUCUGAGAAGAAUAAUUAUACCUUUUUUUAUAUAUAUCUUAUUGUAUAGUGAAGUAAAUAAUAUAUUAUUACGAUUUAUUGUUAUUAGGGCAUAUUUGCCAUUUUUUAGAUUGGUUUAGUAAAUAACUAGAAAGGUUGAAUGUUGAAAAGAAGUUACGUACGUUUAAUGUUUCUAGUAUACUGACCUAUGGCGGUGCAGUACAGUACUAUUUUUUACAUUCUUCGUAGUUUAGUGAAGGUGAAUUCCACAUAGUGUAUAUUUUUGUAUAUAUUGUACGCUAAAUUUUGGCAUAUUUACCGCUAUAUUUGUACAACGCUGAAGUAGUGGCCUAGAUAAUCAAAUUAUGACAACUUGAGCGCAACGCUCGCCGGUUGUGGACAUACAAAAGUAGUCAUUAUUUUUUUUGCAUAUAUUGUAGUAUAAGUGUGCAUAUUGUAACUGUAUGUAAAUCAUGUAUCAUAUUUUAUAAAUUUUAAAUUAUUAAAUUUUUAUUAUAGAUGUUUUCAUUAAGGCCAUUAUUGAAUUGAAAUCAAAACAUAAUUUUGUACCUAUAUUUUAUUACAAUUGGUAUUAAUUACACUCAAAUUAAUAUAACGGAUGUUUUUAGUACUUUAGGCACUUGUUGCAGCAAAUGAAAUUUCUCACGAGAUUAAAACCUGUUACAUUUUGUGAUUUGUUUAUAUAUUUUUUAAAUGUUUCCCCCAAAUUUGAUUUAUAGUAGAAUAUAUCUAUGUGAAAUUUCUGAUGCUCAGUGCGAAAAUAAAGUUUGGUUACAAAGCCUAAGUGCUAAAGUUUACAUAAAUUCCUAAAUGAAAUUGUUAGGGACCAAUGGUUCAAAAUCAGAAUGAGCGUAUACGAUUAACAGAUGGCAAAAUGAAAUUUAUUCAUAUCAUUGGUUCUUUGUUUUGUUCAUGUUAUUUCUAUUGUAAAGCCAUGUGAUGUUUCUUUUGUUUAAUUUGUAAUAUGUUAACGAUUGGCAUGUUGACUUUUUCAACCUCGUGAAAAUGUACAAAAAUUUCAUGUUGCGACUGAUUAAUGUUUGUUUUGUUUGAAAUAUAUUAUUUAUUUUAUAUUUAUUCUAAACGUAUUUAUUUGUUGCCUACUGUCCUCGAUGUAAUUUUUAUAGAUUUGUAACCAAACUUGAAAACUCUAAAUAGGAAAACAAUAGUCUAAAUCAUACAACUCCAAGUAACUUAAAGUGACCUUUUGUGAAAUCAUAAUAUUGCCACAGUACCUUGUAAAUAUGUAACUCUAGUAAUAAUUAUCAGGUGACGUGUAUAUUAUGACAACAAAAACAACAAGGACCCAAAAAUUUCACAAAUAUAUCAUUAUCUAACAUUUAA
Molecule: messenger RNA, 6357 nt
Organism: Photinus pyralis (common eastern firefly)
Lineage: Eukaryota; Metazoa; Arthropoda; Insecta; Coleoptera; Lampyridae
Gene: lilli
Product: AF4/FMR2 family member 1
Exons: 15
Coding region: 522-4931 (1469 amino acids)
Biological process (GO): regulation of gene expression
Cellular component (GO): nucleus; super elongation complex
Molecular function (GO): DNA binding
Source: RefSeq, a predicted model, not a curated record